ACAGUUACACGUGGCCUUACAAGCUGUGGUACGUACAGCUGCCCUCGGCCCAGUGACCCCGCAGGUCGCACACGAUGUUGUUCUUGGUUCGGUAGUCGCUCUUGCUGUCUACCUGGAGGUUCCACGUGUAGUGACAGCGGAAGAGCGUUGCGUAAUUAUUGUCCCUCACCAACAGAUGACAAAAAUGACCGUCUUUGCUGUAUCAUAAACAACCAGCCAAAAUGCUGCAAGCUACUUAUAAGGUAAAAAUUCGCUUUAUGAGAACAUUUUAAAUAAAAUGAAUUGAUAAGAGUAACUUACCUAAGAAUUCACCGAGCGUAGUGCGAUUAAAGAUAAAAAUUAAUUGUCACAUUAAAGAUGUUGAGACCUCGGUAAGACGAAGCUUUGUGUUUUAUUUAUUUUAUUCCGUCGACGUCCACCCUGAGGUCAGGGCCACAUUUUAAAUUCCUAAAAUAAUCCUCUGAAGAAAUUUUUAAAAUUUCUUGCUCGAAACUUUUCUUUUAAUUCAACGUGUCAAGCUAAAGCAGCCUUAAAUCGUAGCCUUAAGCAAAAAAAGGGUGUUUGAAACUUUUUUGAAAAAAAUUUAUAGAGAAGAACAGUUAACGUUUUAAAAGUGGUUUUUCUUGUGACAAGAGAAGAUAAUGGAUUCAUUCUUUGUGGUCAGCGGAUUCCGGGGCCACCGUAUGCUCUCAGAUUUUCAUUGGCCUUUGAAAACGCACCAGUGAAUUGUUUUUCAGUUGGAAUAAGGAGAUAAGAUUGUUUGGAUUAUUCAGAGACGGAUUGUUUUACAGUUUAGCACCAUGACAUCCGUUACCCUUUCCUCUGACUCCUUCUGUGAUCACAAAUUUCACAACCUCGUCCCCAGGGCGCUUUCCCCUGGCUUUGAAGGUGCGGCGGGAACCCGCCCCACCUCCAAAGCCAGGAAAAAGCGCCCUGGGGACGAGGUUGCAAAUUUCAUUAACUUUUUUCCUGGUAUUACUCGAUUCUUGCUGACAAUGAUCACGAUUCUUAAUUUAAUUUUUUUUCCAGUGUUGGGGCCUUGUUAGGAAUCAUAUCCGGAGGAGUUGUGCUACUUGUUGUGAUACUCUUGGUGUGUUUAUGUUGGUCUAAGUGUCCACUUGCUAAGUGCAGGGCUAGAAGAAGAAAUGGGCAAAUGGCUGUUGUGCAUUACCCCAGAGUUGGAAUAGUGCAAACUACUCUUCCACCCUACCCUGGAGCUGGUAUGCAAACCCCUACACACCCCUACCCUGGAGCUGGGAUACAAACCGCUUCACAACCCUACCCUGCAGGAGCUGGUAUACAAACCACCAUUCAACCCUAUCCUGGAGCUGGGCCACAAGCAAUUUCUCCACCAUAUCCUGGAACAGGACAAACGCAAAACGCUGGUCCACUAUAUCCUGGAACAGGGGUACAAGCCCAAGAUGGGCAUCAAGUAUACGGCAAAAACUGA
This is a messenger RNA of Porites evermanni, 1450 nucleotides long. Lineage: Eukaryota; Metazoa; Cnidaria; Anthozoa; Scleractinia; Poritidae. The record is from the annotation of a GenBank genome assembly.